CAACCAUUCAGACAGAUUUUUCAGAGGGGCUGAAAAGAGAAAAAAACAUUUUUCUAAAUUGGGAUGAUGUUUUAUCAUUUAUGUAUGAAUAUGGAGGAAGCACAUGGCGAUGAUGGCACCUCCCUUGACUAAAAAAUAGAAGUUGAAAACGAAUAGGCUAACGUGUCGACAAUUAUGAAUUCUUUAUCAUUUUGUAGUGAAGUUAUCGUUUGAGUGAGUGGGACACAUCGUUGGAUAGCUCACCGGUCAGUCGCUAUUCUCGGGAAAACAAGCAAGAAAAGGGAAGGGUGUCUGCUUGCCCAGAAGGAGAAGAAAUCAAGGGACAGGCCUGAGGAAGAUGGCAGCAACGUCAGCGCCGCUCUCCAAGCCCGGUAGCCAGGGAUCGUCGGAGAGAUACGGAUCGGAGAGCGGCGCGGAGGAGAAGGCCCAGCGUGCGACUUUCGAGUAUUUUGGAUGGGUUUAUCAUCUGGGGGUCAAUUCUAUUGGGCGUGAGUACUGCCAUCUUCGUUUCUUGUUUGUCAGGGGCAAGUAUAUGGAGAUGUACAAGCGCGAUCCCCACCAGUUUCCCGGCAUUAAACCGAUUAGGAGGGGUGUUGUAGGAUAUACACUCACAGUAGAGGAGCUUGGACGGCGGAAGCUCAACGGUGGGGAUAUUUAUGUUCUGCGCUUGUACAACCGGUUGGAUGAGACAAGAAAGGGUGAAAUUGCUUGUGCUUCAGCUGGAGAAGCUCGAAAAUGGAUGGAAGCAUUUGAUCAUGCCAAGCAACAGGCUGAAUACGAGCUGUCAAGAGGAAGUGGUGCCAGAAAUAAACUGAACAUGGAAACUGAGAUCAAUCUUGAAGGGCAUCGACAUUCUGUGCGGCGGUAUGCACAUGGUUUGAAAGAGCUUAUAAAAAUUGGACAAGGCCCUGAGUCACUUUUGCGACAAUCCUCAAACUUGGGUGUCAAAGUGAGGUCGGAUGGGUACAUUGAAGGGGAUGGGGGUGAUGCAAUUGAAGCACACGAAUGGAAAUGUGUCCGUACAAUUGAUGGUGUUAGGAUCUUUGAGGAUGUUGCUGCUUCUCAGAGUGGUAAAGGUGUCCUCACGAAAUCUGUUGGUGUUAUUGAUGCAAAUGCAGAUAUUGUUUUUGAAGUGCUCCUAAACCUUGAUCGGCAUCAAAGAUAUGAGUGGGACAUGUUGACAGUUGAUUUGGAGCUAGUAGAUUCUUUGGAUGGGCACUAUGAUAUUGUCUACGGAACAUAUGAUCCAAAAUAUUUUCCUGGUUGGUACUCAAAGAGGGACUUUGUCCUUGCAAGGCAAUGGUUUCGUGGACAAGAUGGAACCUAUACAAUCUUGCAAUUUCCUUCCACACAUAAGAAGCGACCUCCAAGAUCUGGAUAUCGACGAACAAAAAUUAAUCCUUCUACAUGGGAAAUCAGAAGGUUAAAUACCCCUAUGGCUUCAAACACUGCAAGAUGUCUUGUGACACACACAUUAGAGAUGCCUUCUACUAGCUGGUUUACAUGGAAGAAUAAUCACCAUUCGAAAUUUGAAAAUUCUGUUCCUUUUGUGUUACUAUGCCAAGUAGCAGGUCUGAAGGAAUAUAUUGGAGCCAAUCCUGCUCUAAAAUUUGAAGCUUCCACCACUGUUGUCCAUUCUACUAGCUCUGAAGUUUCUGUUUCCAAUACCGAAUAUGAGGAUACUGAAGUGCGGGAUGAGUUCUAUGAUGCAAUUGCUGGUGAUUCAUUAUCUGAAGAUGAAGAUAGUGACGAUGACAAUGAUGCAGAACUCGACAAUGAUGCAGAACUUGACAAGAAGGAUAAAAAAGUGAAGCUGAAGAAUGUUUCAUGGGCCAUCACAAGCUUAGCUUUGAAGAGAAUUUCAGCUCUAGAUGCAAAUAAGGAACUUGAUCCGAAUGCAUCUCCUGUCAAUGUCGAUCCAAGCCAAUUCCACUGUUCAAUGCACCAAGGGAAGGAUAAAAAGGACACAAAUUGCUGGACUACUCUGGAUGGUGCAGGAUUUAUGAUCAGAGGAAAGACUUACCUAGAAGAUAAUUAUAAGGUAAUGGGAGGAGAUCCCCUUCUCAAGCUCAUAGCAGUUGAUUGGUUUAAAGCUGAUAAUACAAUGAAUAAGAUUGCAUUGCAUCCCAAAUCUCUUGUUCAGUGCGAAGCUGGAAAAAAGCUCCCAUUUAUUCUCAUCAUUAAUCUUGAGAUUCCAGCAAAACCAAACUAUAGUCUGGUUCUCUACUAUGCUGCUGACAGGCCAGUGAAUAAAAAUUCCUUAUUGGGUAAAUUUGUGGAUGGAACUGACAUGUUUCGAGAUUCAAGGUUCAAACUCAUUCCAAGUAUCGUGGAGGGUUAUUGGAUGGUCAAGCGCGCUGUAGGCACAAAAGCUUGCCUCUUGGGGAAAGCAGUGACCUGCAAAUACCUCAGACAAGACAAUUUUCUGGAGAUUGAUGUAGAUAUUGGCUCAUCAUCAGUAGCAAGGAGUAUCAUUGGUCUUGUCCUGGGGUAUGUCACAAGCAUAGUGGUGGAUCUUGCAAUUUUAAUAGAGGUUUGUGCCUUCUUGCUUUCAGUACUUUGUGAAAGAAGCCCUGUUCUUCUGGUAUGGACCUGUGCUCUCUUGUAUGGACUUGAGAUUGUGGAUGGUUUUUGAGCUUUAUUUGAUCCUUCUAGUGGAGGUUUCUGCCUUUUGCUGUCAUUAUUUUGUGGAAGCACUAUUCUUCUGGUAUGAGCUUGUGUUCUUCUUGCAGUAUGUACUUGAGCUUUUGAUAGUUUAAAUAGGCAUUUUAACUGUGUCAGGGUGUUGCUUUUUGUUCAAGUACUACUGUCUCAUUUUGUUGCUUUUUCUUAUUCUUCAUUUUAGAGAUGAACAUUUUGAGAAAUUUUAGACCUUUUUUCUUAUAGGCAAAUAAAUGGAUGAGAUUAGUGCGUAGGUCUCAUAGCUUCUGAGAAUAUAUUAAAAUAGCCUAGCAGGAAGAAGGGAUGCAACUCGCAUGCACUAGAAGUAUGCAAGGCACCCAGAGGCCAAAAAGAAGAAAGAUAAUGGCAAAAUUCACAGAUGAACCACUUUUCUUAACCCAAACUAUCCACAAAAUCAAGGAAAGACUGGGAGACCCUAUGACCCUACUACAGUUCAUAAGUAACGUCUUCAAAGAAGAAUUUCAUUGCUAGAGGUGAGCAUUUAACAUGUUCCAAAGUUCUAUGUUGCUCCUUCCAUAUCAUCCAAAACAAACAUAAAGGAGUUAGUCUUGAAGCUUUGCAGACCUAGGAAGCAACCAGAACAUGUUGAAUAAAGAAAACACCAAGGAUCAAAGAUGAAGAGUCCAUUUGCAAUGGACAAGAAUAUCCUCAGCUGAUUUUAUGCCCUGUUUGCAGAAGCAACACCUAUUAGCCAAAGUCCAACUUCUUUUCAUAAGUUAAUCUAACAAGAAACCUCACCUUGGAGGGUUUCCUUGGUAUGCAAAUCUCUUUAUAUAUCUCACUUGACAACAAAGACUUGUAGCAUAUGAUUUUACUGGAAAUAUACCCUUCUCAGAAACAUUCCAAAUCAAUUUAUCCUCUAACCCACCUAUCACCUUGAAAGGAAUCAAUAAAUGCAAGGACUCCAUAACCUCCUCCUGAUUAGAGAAAUCUCUUCUGAAGCUGAGAUUCCAUCUUCCAUCCCAUAAUCCACCACUCAAGCACCUUUACGAACUCCUAAAUCAUACAAGAAUGGGCAUCUAUCUUUCAAAGGCCCUCCUCCCUACACCAACUUUUAGUUCAGAAUAUUGCAAUGCAAUUCCUCAAUGAGAAGUCAUCCACCCCCCAAUGCCCUGCACAUACUCAACCUGUAAGUUUCUUUGCCUGCACUAGAGCUUCAUCCUCCUACUCAAAUGAUUUAGACCCCACACUCCAAGAAAUUAUUUGGAGCUUUCUUCAUCAACAUUAACAAUGGACCAACCAUUAGCUUCAUCCUCAUUAGCCAGAACCAAAUCUCUACCACUAUCAUAAUUCACAAAACAAACCAGCUUCCAAACUCCGUCUCCUUUGUGAACUUGCUCUCUUUCUUUUCCUUUUCAUGGAAGGGGACAGAGCUUGCUGAACCCUUAUCUAUUAUCACUUUUAAGGCCAUAAUUUCCUUCUUGAAUUUUUUCAGUCAUCCCAAAGGAUUUUCUGAAGGUUUGAUAUUUGGAGUUUGCCUAGAUUGAGAUUUCUUGACUGUCUAUAGUUUCUAGUAAGGGUGUAAGUAAAACCGAAAAACUGAUCCAAACCAACUAAAACUGAUCGUAUCGAUUCAGUUUUCAAUAACCAUAAAGUACAGUUUGGUUUGAGAAUCUUGAAAACCAACUUUGUCAGUUUGGUUUUCAGUUACAUUAUCUUAAAACCAAUAAAAAUCAAACCAAACCGACAUUCUGAACUUUCUAUAUAAUUGUUCAAUAUUCUAUGACCUCUUUUACGUUAGACUCUAUGAAAAUAAUUCAUUGUUUUUGGACUAUGAUCAAAUUAAUUUUUAAAUGCAUUCAUUAUAUUUUGGGCUAAAAAAUUUAAAUGGUAUUUUGAAUUUCAUAUCCAAGUUGAUUUUUAUUAGUUUUAAAAACAAAUUAGACUUAAGGUCUAAAUUAACUUGUAUCCAACGGUUCAUCUAAACUAGACCAAACUGACCUUAAUCAAGUUUGGUUUGAUUUGAAUUUUCCAUCACUAAAAGGUCGGUUCAGUUUUGAUUCAAACAUAAAUUGAUGAUGUUGGUUUGACUAAUUUUUUUCUUCAAAAACAGACCCAACCACACCUGUUUACACCCCUAGUUUCUGGACCUGAACCCUUUUCUCUAAGGGCCAACUGGUGCAACACUAAAACAGGGACCACACUUUCUAGAGAUUCUUCAAGAUUAACAACAGAAUAAGAGCCCCCCUGUGUUCAUUAGGCAGGCGGGGAUUGUCCAACCUGUUUUGGACUGUAACAAACAUUAUAAUCUUCUCUUGGAUUGCCCAUACCAUGAUUGCUAACUUUUUUUAUGUUAACUCUAUUAUACCCUACCAAAAAUAAAUCUGUUUCAGUAGAAAAUAAAAGCAUCAUACUUAUGAUUUGUGGAUGUAGACACAAGAAUGACUUUAGAUGAGGAUACACAUUGUCUAACAUGGAAAAACCCAAAGGAAACAACUGGACAGAUACACAUGUGUAGACAUGUUUAUUUGUUAAUUUUCAAACAAUUUCUUUUAUUUUAAUUUUCAAAUAUUUGGUUGGGACAAAAUCUAGUAAAGUUCUAUUGUUUGACCAGGUAACUCAAAAGGCUUUUACUAAUGUGGGGUGAAACAUGGAAAAGUAGAAGAAAUUUGGGAUUAUUUAGAGGUAUAGCAUAAUAUUAUAGUAUUUAAAGAAUUCUAAGUCGGGAAUAUAAAAUAUAAGGGUUGGUUAAAAGUUUUACAAAUAAAAAGGGAGGGCCUUAGAACUUCAUGCUCUUUCAUUCUCCAUUUCAAUUGAUCUCUAGGUUGUUCUCCAUCAAUCUUCCUCCUAUUCUACUUCUUAAACACUUCCUCAACAAGGCAGUACUGCUAGUCUUUUUCUCUGCAAGUAUUACAAUUCUCAGAUUCAAAGGCCAAAAGUGCCUUAUAUAUUGAACAAUCCCAUCAAAUAUGGCAUGAUUGUGUGUAUGCUGCAUCUAUGAUACCUACUUGGUUAUUACAAUCAGGAUAUGCCUUUUAGGCUCUAGAAUUGAUGGAUUUGUAGAUAGUGUCAUUUUCGGUUUAUUAUAAUAUGGAUGCUUUUAGUAAUUGAUAUUUGGGGCAAUAGAAAGGCUUUUAGAAUGGAUAAGUGUGGAAGAAUGUAAUUAGGAAAGAUUAUAGUUGUAUAUUUUUGUAAUUAAGGAGAGGAUUAGGACAAUCCCAUAAUCAAGGGGAUUUGAUAGAAUUAGACUGGGAAAGUUCCUAUUUUUUUUGUGUUAGGAAUAUUUGUAUAAAUAUGUGGGUAUGUACAUAUUGAAAUCAAGGAAUAAAUUUAUUCUCUUACCUUUGAAUUCUUCUUUAAAUUCUACAUGGUAUCAUAGCCUUGGGCUCCUAAGUUUAGGAAGAGAAGAAAAAUUUUUUUUGGCCUUCAUUGCCAAGUUGAAGACCAGAAGAGUCAACUUUAAGGUUUCAUCUUGUCUGAGUCAAGCCAUCGCAACAAACCUAGAUCGCAAACGUCGUUGUCAUCACGCCAUCAUCAUCACUACUAUAAGACAUUUCUAUCUCUGCCUCACACCUUUGUCGCACCACGGAGAUCACGUCGCAACUCGUCUCAGCCUCGCCAUCACCCUUGGGCCUUCCUUCCAUCGGCCUUCUCUUUCCCUCAAACUUCCACCCUCACACCGUCACAAACUCAUCACAAAAAAAGGAAUUGUGCCAUCAUCGUUGCUAAAAAAGAAAAAACUCCUCCUACAGGCAUUCCUUACAUUGUAGAUAUCAUUGGAAAUCAAGAGUGUUGGACCUCCAAUGUACUUAAGAGUGCUGGACCUUUGAUGCCACUAUUGCGACCACCUAGCACCCAUAUCAAGCUCUAACACAAUUCCCUGAGCCUUAUGGGCAAGAGAGUUAUUUAACUAAGAGCUCUUGUAUAUUUUUCAAGAAAAAAUAAAAGAAAGGAAAAAUAAUUUUUGACUUGUAUUCCUUCCAUCACUCUUCUUCUACAUGGUAUCAAAGCCAUUUGCCCUACUUGCUAAGAUGAACACUAUCAGAAUUUUGUGUUAUUAUUGGCAGCAAAUUAUAACUGGGAUCUAUAACAGUUCAAUGUCAAAAAUGCAUUUCUUAACGGAAAUCUAGAAAAAAAGAUUUAUAUGGAAGUCCCUCCUAGAUUUGGAAAUUAUCUAGCUGCUAAAAAAGUGUGUAAACUGAAGAAAGCUCUAUACGGCCUAAAACGGUCUCCAAAGGCAUGGUUUGGAAGGUUUGUUAAAGUAAUGAAAAAUAUGGGAUACAGACAAAGUCAGGGAGAUCAUUCAUUGUUCAUCAAACAUUUAGAUUCAGGGAGAGUUACAACAUCAUUGUGACAGGAAAUAAUGAAAAGGAGAGAGAAACUUUGAGGCAAUGCUUGACCAAGGAGUUUGAGAUUGAAGAGUUAUUACUCAUCCUAAGUAGGGAAUUUUUAUUUCUCAGCAGAAAUAUAUAACGGACCUUCUCAAGAAAACAAGGAAGUUGGUGUGUAAACUAGUAAGCACACCUAUAUAUCCUAAUCAUAAGCUUGGAGAGGUUGAGGAAGAUGUUGUGGUAGAUAGAGAGAUGUAACAACGUCUAGUAGGAAGACUCAUUUAUCUCUCUCACACAAGACUAGAUAUAGCAUAUGUUGUGAGUGUGAUUAGUCAGUUCAUGCACAAUCCAAAAGAGGUUCAUCUACAAGCUACUAACCGAGUGCUAUAAUACCUUAAGGGGUCUCUAGGAAAGAGCAUUCCAUUUAAACGAAACUCGAGACUAGUAUUUGAAGUUUACAUAGAUGCAGAUUAUGUUGGAUUUGUGGUUGACAGAAGAUCAACUACUAGGUAUUUCAUUUUUCUUGGUGGGAUUUGGUAACUUGGAGAAGUAAGAAACAGAGUUUGGUGGCAACGUCCAGUGCAAAAGCAAAAUUUUGCGCAAUGGCCCAAAGAGUUUGUGAACUACUAUGUUUGAAGAUUAUUUUAGAAGAUUUGAAGAUUAAAUGGAAUGGCACAAUGAGACUUUACUACAAUAAUAAAUUUGUAAUCAGUAUUGCACAUAAUCCAAUGCGACAUGAUCGAAUGAAGCACAUAGAGAUAGACAGACAUUUUAUUAAGGAAAAACUAGAUAGUGAGUUGAUUUGUACUCCUUAUGUAUCUACUAACCAUCAAAUUGUAGAUAUACUCACCAAAGGUUUAAGCAAUAGAACAUUUCAAGCAAAUAUAUCCAAGUUGGGAAUGAAAAACAUCUGUUCACUAGCUUGAAGGGAAGUGUGGAAGAAUGUAAUAAGGAAAUAUUAUAAUUGUAUAUUUUUGUCAUUAAGGAGAGGAUUAGGACAAUCCCGUAACCAAGGGGAUUUGAUAGAAUUAGGUUGGGAAAGUUUAUAUUUUUUAGUGCUAAGAAUAUUUGUAUAAAUAUGUGGGUAUGUACAAACUGAAAUCAAGAAAUUUAUUCUCUUAGAGUUGGAAAUCUCCCUUGGUUGCAUAUUAGAACAUUUUGAGGCAACAUUGGGUUUGAAAGUGGACAUGUAGAAGAGUAAGCUAAUUCCUACGACUUGGGGUGGGACCAUGGAAAUGGAUGUCCAAGCUUUCACUUUAUGUUGUUUUUGGAUUUCUUUUCUUAGCUUUCCAUUGAGAUUAUCUUCCAUUGCAUGCACAAUGACUUAUUGUGUAGCAUUUUCAAUCUCUAAUCCAAUGGUAAGAGGGUUGGAAUGCUUCAAAGGAAUCUUUUAUGGGAUGGUUUAGAAUGAAAAGGAAAAUACCCGAUUGAGUGAAAUGAGUUGUGCCCUAUUGUGGAGAAAGUGAAGAUCGGAUAUAGUAGUUUGGCAUCUAUUAGUGAAACCUUUUAUGUUAAUGAGAGUUGUGAUUUUGGGGUGGAAAUUAGUAACUUGUGUAGGGAUAUGGUGGCAUGGAAUUAUGGGAGGAGAAGCAAAGUCGAUAUUCUAAUCAUGCUAGGAGGCUUUUCGAGGUAGAUGUCUUUUGAUGUUGAGAAUAGGCAGCAUACCCAUUUGGUAUCGUGUGUAGUUUGGAAAAAUGUGAAGUAUAAGUUUCCAAACUCAUUCCAGAUAGCAGCAACAAGGAGGCUAUGGUAGCAUAUUUUCAGGGAUAUUUUUAUGAUUACUCAUAAAUUCAAGGGUGUUUUAACAAUUACUCAUAAUUGUAGGGAUUUUUUGCAAUUGCUCAUGAUUCCAAGAGUUUUUCUAAUUACUUAUAUUUCUAGGGGGUUUUGUGCUGUUAUUCAGUAUUUGCGAGGAGGUUUGGGGUCCUAUAAUGUCUUAAAAAUUUACUUUCUACUCGGAAAACGAGUGAAGAGAGGAUUCUUUCAAUUUAUUCUCUCUCCUAGGAGAGGCACUGUCCCUCCCUAAUUGGUAAAAUCUAAAGAGAGUCGGUCAUCUUCAAUUGUGUUAUGACCUAGCUUGGGAGAUGUGAUUUUUAGAAUUUUCUGUCUUUGGGUUCAGCAGGUUAAAUCAAGGUCAGUUACUGUACAGUUUUAAUGGCAGCAUGGCUGCUUCGUGGGAAGGAGGCAACAUCCAGUUAGGAGAUCAGCCUCAAACAGUAUUAAAUUAGAACUUAUGGAAAGAACAACACAGGAUAAAGUUUGAGGGAUGAACUUCUGAUUCUGAGCUAAAAUUAUGUGCAUUGAACUCUUUGUAUGUAUCUGUUGGUCAAGACUGA
Vitis vinifera (wine grape) is the source of this 9289-nucleotide messenger RNA. Its product is annotated as protein ENHANCED DISEASE RESISTANCE 2. The transcript is spliced from 21 exons. Gene Ontology annotation, molecular function: lipid binding. Bases 338 to 2635 code for a protein of 765 amino acids. The record is from RefSeq and is a predicted model, not a curated record. NCBI's taxonomy places the organism in Eukaryota, Viridiplantae, Streptophyta, Magnoliopsida, Vitales, Vitaceae.